AUGGCGAACGAGUUUUUCCGGGCAUACGGUGGUGACGUGGCGAUCACGAUCUCACCGCGCGGCCAGAGCAUCAUGGAAGUUUUCAUGGACGGCGAGAAAAUCUUCGACAAGAAGGCCGAGGGCAUUUACCCCGACCUAGGUCGCGUCCGCAAGAUGAAGGAACUCAUCACUGCCAGGAUUGCGAGAGCCGAUAUGGCAAUCGCCGCCGACAACUAA
Geodia barretti is the source of this 216-nucleotide messenger RNA. The record is from the annotation of a GenBank genome assembly. Lineage: Eukaryota; Metazoa; Porifera; Demospongiae; Tetractinellida; Geodiidae.